Messenger RNA from Lodderomyces orthopsilosis Co 90-125, 1515 nucleotides. It is a transcript of the gene CDC19, whose product is annotated as pyruvate kinase. The record is from RefSeq and is a predicted model, not a curated record. Gene Ontology annotation, cellular component: cytoplasm. NCBI's taxonomy places the organism in Eukaryota, Fungi, Ascomycota, Pichiomycetes, Serinales, Debaryomycetaceae. The transcript has a single exon. Gene Ontology annotation, molecular function: pyruvate kinase activity; magnesium ion binding; potassium ion binding. The coding region runs from base 1 to 1515 and encodes 504 amino acids. Gene Ontology annotation, biological process: glycolytic process.
AUGUCUCACUCGUCCUUAUCUUGGUUAGCCAACUUGAAUGUUGAACAAACUCCUCACAAAUAUUUGAGGAGAUCAUCAAUUAUUGGUACUAUUGGUCCUAAAACAAACAGUGUUGAAGCUUUGACCAAAUUGAGAAAAGCUGGUUUAAACAUUGCCAGAAUGAACUUUUCUCAUGGUUCAUAUGAAUACCACCAAUCUGUUAUCGACAAUUGUAUCAAAUCGGAGGAAGUAUAUAAAGGAAGACCAUUGGCUAUUGCUUUGGAUACCAAAGGUCCAGAAAUUAGAACUGGUACUACUAUUGAUGACAAAGAUUACCCAAUUCCACCAGGACACGAUAUGAUUUUCACCACUGAUGACGCUUACAAAUUAAAAUCAAAUGAUGAGAUUAUGUACAUUGACUACAAAAACAUUACCAAGGUCAUCUCCCCAGGUAAGAUUAUCUACGUCGAUGACGGUGUUUUAUCGUUUGAGGUCUUGGAAGUUGCUGAUGACCAAACCUUAAAGGUUAGAUCCAUCAAUGCCGGUAAGAUUUGCUCACAUAAGGGUGUCAACUUACCAGGUACCGACGUUGAUUUACCAGCUUUGUCUGAAAAGGAUAUCUCUGAUAUUCAAUUUGGUAUUAAAAACAAAGUGCACAUGAUUUUUGCCUCGUUCAUUAGAUCAGGUGAUGAUAUUAGACAUAUCAGAAGAGUUCUUGGUGAAGAAGGUAAAGAUAUUCAAAUUAUUGCUAAGAUUGAAAAUCAACAAGGUGUCAACAAUUUUGAUGACAUUUUAGAAGCAACUGAUGGUGUCAUGGUUGCUAGAGGUGAUUUGGGUAUUGAAAUUCCAGCUCCACAAGUGUUUGUUGUUCAAAAACAAUUAAUCGCUAAAUGUAACCUUGCUGCUAAGCCAGUCAUUUGUGCUACUCAAAUGUUGGAAUCGAUGACUUACAAUCCAAGACCUACCAGAGCCGAAGUUUCAGAUGUCGGUAAUGCUAUCUUGGAUGGUGCUGAUUGUGUCAUGUUGUCAGGUGAAACUGCCAAAGGUAACUACCCAUAUGAAGCUGUGUCAAUGAUGCACAACACAUGUCUUAUUGCCGAAAAAGCCAUUGCUUACCCACAAUUGUUUAACGAAUUGAGAGCCUUGGCUAAGAAGCCAACUCCAACUACUGAAACUUGUGCAGUUGCCGCUGUUUCAGCUGCUUACGAACAAGAUGCUAAAGCUGUUGUUGUCUUGUCCACUUCUGGUCUUUCAGCUAGAUUGGUCUCCAAGUACAAGCCAGAUGUCCCAAUUUUGAUGGUUACCAGAAACGAAAGAAGUGCCAAAUACUCCCACUUGUAUAGGGGUGUUUAUCCAUUCGUGUAUCAAAAAGAGAAAGCUGCUAACUGGCAAGAAGAUGUCGAAAACAGAUUGAGAUGGGCCGUUUCAGAAGCUAUUGACUUGGGUAUCAUUUCCAAGGGUGACUCAAUUGUUACUGUCCAAGGAUGGACCAAGGGAUCUGGUCACUCCAACACUGUUAGAAUUGUCCAAGCUUAA